Molecule: messenger RNA, 630 nt
Organism: Linnemannia hyalina
Lineage: Eukaryota; Fungi; Mortierellomycota; Mortierellomycetes; Mortierellales; Mortierellaceae
Source: the annotation of a GenBank genome assembly
AUGGGAGUCUAUUCUACACGCGACAAUGGCGGUGGCGGAUACUCGGCCUCGUCGCUCCUCCCCUACGUGUCCAUCACCGGUCUUGGCCUCGUGGGUCUCUACAUGCUGUUGACAGGAUCAGGAGAGCAGUUUGCAGUUGGCGAGUUCCUCCUCAGCGUCAGUCCCUAUAUGUGGUCCCUCCUCGGUAUCUCUCUCUGCGUCGGUCUCUCUGUUGGUGGUGCCGCCUGGGGAAUCUUUAUUACUGGAGCAAGUUUAGUCGGAGCAGGAGUGCAUGCGCCAAGAAUCGUCACCAAGAACUUGAUCAGUAUUAUUUUCUGCGAGGUUGUUGCGAUUUACGGUCUGAUCAUGGCCAUCGUCUUCACCGCAAAGCUCAGCAGCAAAAACGACGCCAGCAUCACCUCCUCAGAGGCCUACUACAAGGGAUUUGCGUUGUUCUGGGCAGGAUUGACGACUGGACUGUGCAACUUGGUGUGCGGUGUCACGGUCGGAAUCAGCGGAAGCAGCGCCGCCUUGGCAGAUGCUCAGGACGGCCAGUUGUUUGUCAAGGUCCUCGUCAUUGAGAUCUUUGGCAGUAUCAUUGGUCUCUUUGGCCUCAUCGUCGGUCUCUUGGUCAGCGGAAAGGUCAAUUAA